GGCAAUUGGUUCCCAACAAGUGUGGAAGAGGCCAUCUACAUGAAUAUUGAGACUUGGGAAUCUAAUAAUCAGGGGCGGACUGACAACUCAUGGGGCCCCCUGGGCAAUAGGGGAUCAUGGGGCCCCUGUGUCCUUGCCCACACUCAAUAAAAGCCUAUAAAAGGUACCAGGGGCAUUUCAUGGUGCCCCCUACUGACCCUGGGCCCUCAGGCAGUGCCCGAGUGCUCGAAUGGCCAGUCCGCCCCUGCUAAUAAUAC
Molecule: messenger RNA, 257 nt
Organism: Staurois parvus
Lineage: Eukaryota; Metazoa; Chordata; Amphibia; Anura; Ranidae
Source: the annotation of a GenBank genome assembly